GACCUCCCCUUCGACCCCUCGGCAAGCAGUGGGAGAGCGGAAUCCGCAGCUUUUCUGCACCUGGCGCCUUGGACUAACGGGGAAUCUGGAAGUACAGGAUGGUUGUGGUUCUCCGAGCCGGCUGCAGGGCAGCUCUCUUCCUGUGGAUUUUCAGCAACAUCAGCUGCAGAGCCCGGACAGCCCUCCCGUCCUCCCAAAAAUGCGACGAACCUUUGGUCUCUGGCCUAGCCCCUUCCUUCUUCAGCAGUUCAUCAUCCAUGCCUUCUCCAUCAAAUAGCUAUGCGCCAGGGUUUGCAAAGCUAAACAAAAGAGGAGGGGCUGGAGGCUGGUGUCCAUCAGACAGUGAUCAUUACCAAUGGCUGCAAGUGGAUUUUGGCAACAGGAAGCAGAUCAGCUCUAUUGCCACCCAAGGCAGAUACAGCAGCUCUGAUUGGGUAACCCAGUACCGCAUGCUUUACAGUGAUACAGGAAGAAACUGGAAGCCGUAUCACCAAGAUGGAAACGUUUGGGCAUUUCCCGGAAAUAUAAACUCUGACAGUGUGGUGCGGCAUGAUUUACAGCAUCCAGUGAUUGCCCGCUAUGUUCGGAUACUUCCUCUGGAUUGGAGUGGAGAGGGUCAGAUUGGAUUGAGGAUUGAGGUCUAUGGCUGUUCUUACUGGGCCGAUGUUAUCAAUUUUGAUGGCCGUGUUGUAUUACCGUACAGAUUUGGACACAAGAAGAAAACGCUGAAAACACUGAAAGAUGUCAUCGCUCUGAAAUUUAAAACCUCUGAAAGCGAAGGUGUAAUCUUCCACGGAGAAGGGCAGCAAGGAGACUAUAUCACCCUGGAACUGAAAAAAGCUAAGCUGGUCCUUAAUUUAAAUUUAGGUAGCAACCAAUAUGGGUCCAUUUAUGGCCACACAUCUGUGACAACAGGUAGCCUCUUGGAUGACCACCAUUGGCAUUCUGUAGUAAUAGAACGUCAUGGGAGGAACAUCAAUCUCACACUUGAUAGACACUUGCAGCAUUUCCGGAUCAAUGGGGAAUUUGAUUACCUGGACCUGGACUAUGAGAUAACGUUUGGUGGCAUGCCUUUUUCUGGGAAACCAAGUUCAAACAGCAGAAAGAAUUUCAAAGGCUGCAUGGAGAGCGUAAUAUACAAUACCAAUAAUAUUACAGAUAUGGUCAGGAGGAAGAAAUUGGAGCCUUCUAAUGUGAGGAAUUUAAGCUUUUCGUGUGUGGAGCCCCAUACCGUGCCUGUCUUUUUCAAUGCUACCAGUUUCCUGGAAGUGCCUGGCCGUCCAAAUCAGGAUCUAUUUUCAGUCAGCUUUCAGUUUCGGACCUGGAAUCCAAAUGGACUUCUACUGCUUAGCAACUUUGCUGAAGGAAUGGGUACCGUUGAGAUUGACCUGAUUGAGGGCAAAGUCAGCGUUCAUAUCAAUGUCACUGGGGUGAAGAAGAAGAAUCAAAUAGACAUCUCUUCAGGUGCUGGCCUCAAUGAUGGACAGUGGCAUGAGGUUCAGUUCUUAGCAAAGGAAAAUUUUGCCGUGCUGACCAUUGAUGGAGAUGAAGCCUCCUCAGUUCGAAGUAACAGUCCUCUGAAAGUUUUGACGGGAGAGAAAUAUUUAUUUGGAGGUUUCCUCCAGCUCUCAUUCCAAGGAUGCAUGCAGCUUAUUCACGUGGAUGAUCAACUGGUGGAUUUGCAUGCUGUAGAACAAGGAAAACUGGGAAGUUUUGCCAAUGUCAGCAUUGAUAUGUGUGCCAUUAUUGAUCGGUGUGUGCCCAAUCACUGUGAACAUGGAGGCAAAUGCACUCAAACAUGGGACAGUUUCAGUUGCACCUGUGAUGGAACUGGUUACAGUGGAGCCACGUGCCAUAACUCUGUUUAUGAACUCUCCUGUGAAGCCUACAAACAUUUGGGCAAAGCGACAGGUUCCUACUGGAUAGAUCCAGAUGGCAGUGGUACACUGGGACCUUUGAAAGUUUACUGUGAUAUGACAGAGGACAAAGUAUGGACUACUGUGAAUCAUGAUUUGCAGGAGCGAUCUCCGGUGGUAAGCAACAGACCUGAGAAGCACGCGUUGCUACAGCUUAAUUACAGUGCCACCAUGGAUCAGAUCUCAGCUAUCACUGGCAGCGCUGAGUAUUGUGAGCAGUUCAUCUCCUACUUCUGUAAACUGUCAAGAUUGCUGAACACCCCAGAGGGUAAUCCAUAUACCUGGUGGAUUGGACGUGCCAAUGAAAAGCAUUACUACUGGGGUGGCUCUGGACCAGGUAUUCAAAAAUGUGCCUGUGGCAUUGAACGUAACUGCACUGAUUCCAAAUACCACUGCAACUGUGAUGCUGAUUCUAAACAAGAGAGAAAAGAUGCUGGCCUCCUAUCUUACAAAGACCAUCUACCUGUCAGUCAAGUGAUGGUUGGAGACAUUGGUCGGCCUGGCUCAGAUGCCAAGUUAACUGUGGGCCCUCUGCGAUGCAAUGGAGACCAGAAUUAUUGGAAUGCAGCAUCAUUCAUUACUCCGUCUUCAUAUCUCCACUUCUCCACCUUCCAAGGAGAAACUAGUGCUGACAUUUCUUUCUACUUCAAAACAUCAGCCCCUGAUGGAGUUUUCCUUGAGAAUCUUGGCAAUACAGAUUUCAUCAAACUUGAGCUAAAAUCUGCAACAGAUGUGUCGUUUUCAUUUGAUGUUGGAAAUGGCCCAGUGGAGAUCAUUGUGAGGUCGCCCAGUCCACUCAGUGAUGAUCAGUGGCAUCGGGUUACUGCCGAGCGGAAUGUGAAAGAGGCCAGCCUGCAGGUAGAUCAGCUCCCAAAAGAGAUCCGGAAAGCGCCUACAGAAGGCCACACCAGAUUAGAGCUGUAUAGCCAGCUGUAUGUUGGUGCUGCAGGUGGACAGAAGGGAUUCCUGGGCUGCAUUCGCUCUUUAAGAAUGAAUGGUUUGACUCUGGAUUUAGAAGAAAGAGCAAAAGUCACACCAGGUGUGAAACCUGGUUGUUCGGGCCAUUGCACCAGCUUUGGGAUGUUCUGUAAGAAUGGUGGCAAGUGUGUUGAAAAAUACAAUGGAUACUCCUGCGACUGCUCCAAAACGGCAUAUGAUGGCCCUUACUGCAAAAAAGAUGUUGGAGCAUUUUUUGAAGAGGGAAUGUGGCUCCGGUAUAAUUUUUCAUCAGCACUAAAUAAUGUGAAGGACUCAGGAAUCAGAACUCUCUUGAGCUCAAAAGAACCAGAGAACACUGUGUCAGAUCUAAGCCUGAAUAAAGAAGAGCUCAGUUUUAGUUUCAGCACUAACAGGGCCCCCUGUAUCCUUCUGUACAUCAGUUCCUACUCCCAGGACUACAUGGUGGUGCUGGUGAAUCCCUCUGGAAACUUACAGAUUCGAUACAACCUUGGAGGUGUGAAAGAGCCAUAUCAUAUCAAGGUAGAUCACAGGAACGUAUCAAAUGGACAACCGCACAGUGUUAACAUCACACGGACAGGAAAGGCGAUAACUGUCCAGCUGGACCACUAUCCUCCAGAAACACACACCCUGCCAGGACCAUCAAGCCUUCAGUUCAGCUCACUGAAGUCACUCUUUCUAGGAAAAGUAAUAGAACUUGGAAAGAUUGAUCAAGAGAUCCGUAAAUACAAUACACCAGGAUUCUCUGGCUGCCUGUCCCGCGUGCAGUUCAACCAGAUUGCCCCACUCAAAGCAGCCUUGAGACCGACCAACAUCUCCUCUCGCAUCUACACAGAAGGAGAACUUGUGGAAUCCAACUGCGGAGCAAAUCCACAAACUAUCCCACCAAUGUCUUCUGCAACAGACCCUUGGCAUUCAGAUUCAGGUGCUGGCCUCCCUUACAAUGGUGAAGUGAUAGGAGGUGGUGUUAACAGGAAUUCAGCCAUUAUUGGAGGUGUCAUUGCUGUUGUGAUCUUCACCAUCCUCUGCACCCUGGUGUUCCUCAUUCGCUACAUGUUCCGCCACAAGGGAACCUACCACACGAAUGAAGCCAAGGGGGCAGAAUCUGCCGAAAGUGCGGAUGCGGCUAUCAUGAACAAUGACCCCAAUUUUACGGAAACCAUUGAUGAGAGCAAAAAAGAGUGGCUUAUCUAAAAAUUGGGGCAGGCAGAGAAGCAGAUGGUUUGGGAGUAGGGAUUGGGGUGGGAUGGGCGAAGACUUUUUCAGCAAGAAGAAGAGAGCUCUUUUUCAGACUCUUGAGCACAUCUAGUUUAAACAAAAAGGAGAACAGCACAACUGGAGGAGCAAGUGACAGACAAACACUGAGACUGGAAACACAGCAGCAUUUCAGAAAAGUACUACUUAAUAUUGAUUUACCAUGAAUUGCCCCUUCUGAUAUCCAUCUAAACCAAGGGCAUAAUUUAAGAAGUUCCGCAUUGGUUCACACUUGUCAGUAACCACCUGUCUUCUUUGUCUGUGGCUAGAGGUGUUCAAAAAUGCCUGUCAGAACAGGGGCCACUUUUCUAUAUUUUUUUUAGAAGCCCUUUAGAAUGUAAAUAUUUCUCUCCUGAGAACAGCAACUCAAUCUCUAUAGCCCGGGACCAUUCUUCUCUCACAUUCUUGCAUUGAUCAUUUCCUAGAAAGGAUGCUGUAAAAGCUGGGUGGUGUUCACACAGUGUUUCAGUGAUUGUCAUUUUAAUGCGUGUUUAAAAGUUUCAGCAUGGGCGUAUCUGACUGCACUGCAGGCUUAACAGACAUUCUCUCUCCCCAGCAAAUUCUGGGAACUGUCACUCCGUUGGGGAAGGCUAGGACAUUCUAAGGCAGGGGUUAGCAACUUCUGAGGUUACGGGAGCCAAUUCCCCCCUCCCCUGGAAGUCACCAGGAAUUGCUCUGCUGCCCCCACAUUUUGGUUUGUUACCAAAGUUACCAGUAAAAUUUGGUGGCACAGCAGCAAAAAAGGGCUG
Messenger RNA from Elgaria multicarinata webbii, 4876 nucleotides. It is a transcript of the gene CNTNAP2, whose product is annotated as contactin associated protein 2. The coding region runs from base 99 to 4067 and encodes 1322 amino acids. The transcript has 24 exons. Lineage: Eukaryota; Metazoa; Chordata; Lepidosauria; Squamata; Anguidae. The record is from RefSeq and is a predicted model, not a curated record.